AGGUGGAUUAGACCGAUCUCAUGAAUUGCAAAUUCUUCUUCAGGACAAAGAACAGUGUCCUACAUUGUCCAUAUUCCCUGGAUUGAAAAAGCAUAGAUCCCAUACAAAGAGACAUUUAUCAUAUUCGCAAUAUGUUUAUAGACAUACAAUGACAGCAUCUGAAAUUCUGACAGCAGAUUUAAAUAAUCAUUCACGUGAUUUUUUUUUUUUUUUUGCGUAGUACAAACACGUUGAUGUGCUGCCAAGUAGCUAUAACUUCUCAUGAGAUGAGUCAUUUUUACAACUGUACAUGAAUGCAGCAUUUUGGUAGACUUUUCAAUCAGUCCACAAUUGCAACUGCUUGAUAGGAGAUAGGAAUACAAAAAUUUAAAUAUAUUAUUAUAGUUGUGGCGUCUAAUCUAUUAAUGUGUACCACUGCAAUAUGCUUUUUUAUUUAGUCUAAGGAAGACACUAAUACAACAUGAGAAAAUGUCGAGUUUCGGAAAUGUUUUUCAACCAUUGGUCAUGUUAAUGACCGAUAUAGCCUACUUACAAUAUAAAUGAGCGUACGUGCCUCUUUGUAAAAACGUCUGUGGGGAAAAUAAUGAACGCCUUUCUGGAAGUAUGCUAGCAUAAGCACUAACCGUCUAGUUCUGUCUGAGUUAAAGUAAAGGAACAGAUUAUAUCGCAGAUUUUAUGUGAUACUAAUGCGAGAGUUUUUGAAACAAUGAGCAGUAUCCCUUUCAGCGGUUUGUGAUCUUCCUAUGAGCACGAGUGUUAGUGGUUUCCAUUGGCAACCGGACCCGUGCUCACGAGAACAACAAGCUCGCUCAUGACACAUGUCCCAUCCCAACAGCAGAAGAGACAGAGUACGGAGAAGUUUACCGUGAUGUGAAACUUGUUACGGUGAAGACAUUAAAACAGAUCGAGAGGGCCUGCUGCCUGAUCAUGGCUGCUCUGGUUCGACCUGGAGUCAAUGUUUCAGAGCUGUGUGAGGAAGGAGACAAGUUCCUUGAGGCUGGAGAGCUGGGGAGGGCUACCUCCCUCUACAUGUCUGCCUUCAGGACUCACGCCGCCUCCACCGUGUCCCACAUGCGGAAACUGAAGUCUAGCCUGGGUGGGGUGAUCUCUACUCUAGAAGGUUGGCUUGACAGUCAUGAGAAGACCCAGCCUGCUGAGGGUCUUAAUAAAGGUCUUGCAGCCGUGUUUCUGUCCACACUCUGCCCCAACAAUCUGUCAGCCACCAUUUUCAAAAUGGAGUCUCUCCUUCAGAGUGGCGGGCAUGGCUGUGAGGAGAUUUUUGCUCGCUGCACUGCUCUGCUUGAAGGGAAGCGACGCCUUCAUCCACAAGGUGCGACUAGCAUGGUGUUGGAGAUAACACGUGCCCUGGCCUGUUUGUUCUCAGAGCCUCACAGUAUCAAGGGGCUGAAGCUUUACCUCAAAGCUUACCAGAGUAACAAAUCUGAAACCGUAACACUGAUUGCAAGCAGACAAGCUGAGCACCUACCCAAAAUAGUGAGGGCCUUUACAGACCAAGUACUGCGCAUACAUCCCUCUCUGAUGAUUGACAGCGAGUGUGCAGUGACAACAAAGGAGAAUGAUAAGCUAGAUGUAGAGGCAUCCUCUACAAUUAUUGAGUUUUUGUUGGCUAUCUCACCUGGUAAUAUAGAAGUGCAGGAACUUCAAGCAGCAUAUUUGUUUUUGACAGGCAGGUUUGGUGACAGUGCAGAGGUGUACUCUGUUCUCUUGCAUCAUGGUCAUUGUCAGAAAACGUCAGAGAGUAGUACAGACAAGUCAUUCCAAGACACUCCUGAGAGGAGAGCUAGACUCUUUACCAGUCGAGCAGCUGUCUGCUUGUCAGCAGGUGGACGGACUGCAGAGGCGUGCAGGGAUCUGGCUGAGGCAUUUGAGAUACACCCUGCCACUGCCCGAAUUUAUUUCCAAAAGCUAUUCACAGAUCACGGAACAGGGGUAGCUGCUCGCAACCAUCUCCGUCAGCAGGCAGAGAGGGGCCUGUUUGGUUACAGAGAAAGGGUCCUCAUCCGUCCAGACUUGCGGUCAACUGAAGGAGUUGAACUCCUGGACCCUGUGAUCACUCAGUUACGGACUCUGUGCCAUUUAGAGCCUGACGGGGGAGGCAGAGAGCUGCGGGUACGACUGGCCGACUGUCUUCUCCUCAGAGGGGAACACAAAGAGGCCCUCUCUAUCUGUAGCCAGCUAGCUGCCUCCCAAGGCCAGCAGAGCUACCAAAACACAGUGCAGGUUCUUCGUGGAUAUGCACGACUUCUCUCUGAAGACCACAAGGGGGCGUUAGAAGACUUCCAGGCUGUAAUUGAACACAAUGCCCCCCACCCGUGCAGCUGUGUGCGGGCGCUGUGUGGCAGGGGGCUCCUGCGCAUGAUGGGCGGCUUGAACUACCUCACAGCUCUUGACUAUGUGACAGCUAGCAGGCUGCAGCCUCAGGAAACAGCACUGACUGUUCGCUGCUUGGUGCCAUGGAACUACCGGGGGCUGCUGUUUACUGUUUUACUGGAGCAGGGACGAGUCAUGCUGGAGGGGACUAGAGAGCACGAAUCCAAGUCCAGUUCCAGUGAAGACUCCCAACAGCCCCAGCAAGGGUUUCAGCUGCAGGCCCCAUUUACGAGAGACAACCACAGAUCAGGGACUCCUGCUGGUGUCCAAUCCCUGGCUGUGCUGCUGAAGGAGCUCCAGCCCGGUGCUGAUGGGUCUCAGAUCCUGGCAGCAGAUGCCUUGUACCAGCUUGGCCGGGUGGAGGAGGCCUACCGGCUACUACUUUCCAUCGGGCCCACCAGUCCUCGGGCACCCAUACUGGCUCGCCUUGCCCUGCUGCAGCUACACAGAGGCUUUCUUUAUGACACCAAUCAGCUGCUGAAAAAGCUCAUUCAGUGCGGUGAUACAAGCUGCUUGCGCCCCCUGUUAGCGGUGGCACAACAGAAGGACCUGGCACUGCUGCAGGCACACUGCCACUCUGCUGCAAAACGCAUCCUGGAGGGCACACGAGAGGAGAGCGCUGUCAGGGAGGCUGUGGCCUAUCUUUCCAUUGCUAUCAUGGCCUCUGGUGGCGAGGCAGCAGACUCUUUGCUGGAGAGAGCGAGGUGUUAUGCCCUGCUGGGCCAACAAAAGACAGCCAUCUUUGAUUUCAGUGCCAUUCUGAAGGAACACCCAAAACAUGUUCAGGCCCUCUGUGGAAGAGGCUUUACCUAUCUCAUGCUGAACCAACAAAAGGAAUGCACUUACGAUAUCCUGGCAGCACUGCAGAUAAACACUGACAUAGUCACCAAAGACAUCUUGUCACUCAAGGACAAGGCACGGAAGCUGGUCUGUGAUUGGCUUCAUCAGUUCUGUCGGAACAAUCUGUCAGACAUCCUGGUCACUAGUACUGUCCCCUGCCAUGGAGAGAAACUCAGAGAUGCUUUUAUAAUUGGUGGAGCUCUGAUGAAGACUGACUGCAGAGACCCCAGAUGGCAUCUCCUCUAUGUGGACAUACUCGUAGCCAAAGGUGAAAUUAAGGCAGCAGGCGCUCAUCUGUGCCAGGUGUUUGGCCAGGAACCAAGAGAUGCAGUGGCCCAGGCCAGGGUGGGUGUGGUGGAGGCCUGGCAGCAGAAAUACUGCAGUGCAGCUCGCAGGCUCAGCAAACUGAUUGAGAAAGAUGCGUCCAGUCUGGACUUCUUGCUGGCCCUGAUCCCAUUCAAUCAGCGAAAACGCAUGGCACAGGCAGCAGCAAAGGAGGCCAGCAGUGUGUCAUCAGGUGGCCAAUGGGAUCAGGCCCUCAGACUCCUGACUGUGGCAGUACAAGCUGUGGGCAAUCACAGACUCCAGUAUCUUCGCCAGCGGGCUGCCUGCCUCGCCCAGCUGGGUUUACAUGAGCGGGCCAUAGCUGACCUGGACAGAGUUAUCCAGAGACACGGUGGAUCUGACUCCAGCUGCUCAGAUGAUCCCCAAGUCAGGGUGGAGGACCUUUGUCGACGAGGCCGCAGCCUGGUGCUCUGUUCCAGAGAAGGAGCAGCUCUGGAGGACUUCACUCUGGCCUUGGAGCUCCACAAGAACCAGACCAUCCAGUGUGUGGAGGCUGGUCUGGGGAGGUUGCGCCUGGCUGAGUGCUUCCUGCGGGGGGCGCUGCAGCACUAUGGGGAGGAGCAGCUUAGUAAAGCCUGGACAUUAAUUGAAUGUGGCCUCGUUGUGGACAGUGAGAACGCAGAGCUCCGCAGACUGAGGACAAGGGUCAAACGAGAAGUGGCCAGCCCCUGCAAUGUCAACUAGUGCUGAUAGUCAGAAUCACACAGGGCACAGGAGCUUCAGCCGAGCUUACAUAAUGUAGCCAGGUCAGUGCCUGUACCUUAAGAUGUCGUAUUGUGGAGGAACAAUCUAACUCAUGACCAAUUUUCCCCAAUUUUAUAGGACGUUUGAUCAUUCUUUGAGGACACGGUGCUUCAGUUCACAUUUUGUCUUCCAAUUUUAAUUUUAAGUUUGUAGGAUCAGUGAACAGUAUAUUGAAUAUGAGAGGAGUAUGUGAAUGGUAGAGAUUUUCAACACCACAAAUGUACUGAAUGUUUUAUUAUGCCUUAAUUUAUGAUCCAAUUAACUUCGGUAGUUCAUACAUUUUAUGACUGAAACAUCAGUAAGUGAAUUAUUGUGGAAAUAGAAACAAAACAUGAUGGUAAUAAUGAUUAUAUGGUAUGAAGGAAAGCAAGCAACGUGAAAUUAAAUAGCAUAGUUUAAUUCAAACCAUCACACCUAAAUGAGAGAUUUAAGAAAGUGUCCAA
Molecule: messenger RNA, 4763 nt
Organism: Siniperca chuatsi (mandarin fish)
Lineage: Eukaryota; Metazoa; Chordata; Actinopteri; Centrarchiformes; Sinipercidae
Gene: ttc34
Product: tetratricopeptide repeat domain 34
Exons: 8
Coding region: 928-4260 (1110 amino acids)
Molecular function (GO): protein binding
Source: RefSeq, a predicted model, not a curated record